GCGGCUGCGGUGGCUCCUCAGUGUCCGGCUCGAGCUCCGGCUGCGACUCCCGUCCGCGAUGCCCCACUCAGUGACCCUGCGCGGGCCCUCGCCCUGGGGCUUCCGCCUAGUGGGCGGCCGGGACUUCAGCGCGCCUCUCACCAUCUCUCGGGUCCAUGCUGGCAGCAAAGCUGCACUGGCUUCCCUGUGCCCUGGAGACCUGAUCCAGGCCAUCAAUGGUGAAAGCACAGAGCUCAUGACUCACCUGGAAGCACAGAAUCGCAUCAAAGGCAGCCACGAUCACCUCACACUGUCUGUGAGCCGGCCCGAGGGUAGGAGCUGGCCCGGUGCCCCUGAGGACAGCAAGGUCCAGGCACACAGGAUCCACACCAACACUGAGGCUCAGGAUGGCAGCCCAGCACCCAGCAGGCGGCCCUCAGCAACAGGGAUUGGACCAGGAGAUGGCAGGCCAGGCCUGGGAUCUCCGUAUGGGCAGCCACCUCGCCUCCCAGUCCCUCACAACGGCAGCAGCAGUGAGGUUACCUUGCCGUCCCAGAUGAGCGCCCUGCGCGUGUCUCCACCUCACAGCACUGCUGACUCAGCCAGAAAUCUCUCCCGGAGUCGGGACAGUGGAAUUGACCUGGGAUCCGAUGUGUACAGGAUGCUCCGGGAGCCGGAUGAGACGAAAGCUUCGGAGCCCAAACAGUCAGGCUCUUUCCGAUACCUGCAGGGCAUGCUAGAAGCUGGUGAAGGUGGGGAGCGGCCCGGGUCUGGUGGCUCCUGGAACCUCAAACACACGGCCAGCAAGCUGGGCGCACCUCUGAGUGGCCUGCAGGGGCUCCCAGAAUGCACGCGCUGUGGUCACGGCAUUGUGGGCACCAUCGUCAAGGCGCGGGACAAGCUCUAUCACCCCGAGUGCUUCAUGUGCAGUGACUGCGGCCUAAACCUCAAGCAGAGAGGCUACUUCUUUCUAGACGAACAGCUCUACUGCGAGGGCCAUGCCAAGGCACGCGUGAAGCCGCCAGAGGGCUACGACGUAGUGGCUGUGUACCCCAACGCCAAGGUGGAACUCGUCUGAGCUGCUUCCAGGGGUCCCUUGGCCUCCUUCCUGCUUCAUUUAGUGCCCUGCCCGGCCUUGUAAAUAUGAUU
Molecule: messenger RNA, 1128 nt
Organism: Elephantulus edwardii (Cape elephant shrew)
Lineage: Eukaryota; Metazoa; Chordata; Mammalia; Macroscelidea; Macroscelididae
Gene: PDLIM4
Product: PDZ and LIM domain 4
Exons: 7
Coding region: 59-1057 (332 amino acids)
Biological process (GO): heart development; muscle structure development; actin cytoskeleton organization
Cellular component (GO): adherens junction; Z disc; stress fiber
Molecular function (GO): muscle alpha-actinin binding; actin binding
Source: RefSeq, a predicted model, not a curated record